ACACCCCCCCGAAGUUCGCAAAUCUUACAUGCGGACACUUGUUAUUGUUGACGGCAUUGCUGUUGGCCCACUGCUUGAUGCCCGGUUCUUACAAGUAUCCGAUCUCGGAUUUCUUCUCGGAGAGAACCUAGCAGGUUCUCCUACAGCUUUUCCGAAACCGCCUUCGCGGAUUCAAGAAAGUCAAAGUCCGAGGUCUUGUAUCGCGCUCCAUUGUCGAAGCUGUUGAGGAAGAACUUACCCAAGACGCCGCAUCAGAUCCGGACACCGUAAUCUCCAGGUUUCAAAGUUUGAAGGAUGAAGGCCAAACCCUUUAUAGGUCGAAGCAAACAGACGCCGCGAACUUAAAAUGGAUGGACGCUGCAAUCGAGAUCGAGCAAUUGAGAUAGAGCAGUUCAUGGUCAGUGCUUACCGAAAAGGUGGCGAACCUUUCGUUGCCCGUAUUUCUGAGCUCUACUCUUUGAUGAAGCUCAACAAUGCUCAUAUUUACCUUGCAAAUCUGCAGAAAGUGGGGUUCAUGGCGGACAUGAUGGCCUCAGACGCUCUGGACAUAGCUAUCAGGUCAACCAAUAGGGAUUUUUGGUUGUCCGGCUUUCGCUGGCUGCCAACAGACGUGCACAAGGCCAAAUUGGGGUAUCAGCGUGCAUUAUUUUUCAGGCUACAAGGGAAUCAGCAAUCGAUUCCUUGUGCGGUAAAUUACAUCGAACAUGCACCCCGGCUGCUUCCUGAUGAUGCCGCUAUCGCAAAGACACGAGCGACGAUUCUGGCAUGGAGCGACUCAACGUUAUGAUGAUCCUUGUUGUUUACCGCUGAAGGGUCUGGGAUAUGGCAUCACGAUUAUUCUAAUUGACCUCGGGAGUGGUCUCGUUGGUAUCAUCCGUUCGUUCGUUCGUUCGCUCCCCCGCAAGAGAGAGCUUUGUCAUUCGCAUUGGAAAACUGAAUGCUGAAUGCACUUGGGAAUUCGACUUGGGUUCUGGGUCAAGCACAAGCAGACCUGUCCUUGGUUCGGGAAGCUCUCAGUUCCACUCCUUGAUAAUCAAGUCUGCAACUCAAUGUCUUGUCAUCUCUACCUAUGAGGAUCGUCAUAUUACAGCUCCUGCCAACACCAUUAGACAAAUCCAGUGCCUGAUUGUUAUUCCAUAUUAGCUCCAAGUGGUACAGAGAUGCGCUGGACAAAACUUUCGUGUAGUGAGACUCAUGGGUCC
Messenger RNA from Paraphaeosphaeria sporulosa, 1202 nucleotides. RefSeq lists its product as uncharacterized. The transcript has a single exon. The coding region runs from base 347 to 787 and encodes 146 amino acids. Lineage: Eukaryota; Fungi; Ascomycota; Dothideomycetes; Pleosporales; Didymosphaeriaceae. The record is from RefSeq and is a predicted model, not a curated record.